GGCGCUGUAGGUAAUGUACAAUCGCGUAUAAAAAAAUAAACGUAACUGUACAUUUAUACACGUGCUUCUGUCCCGGCGUUAUUAUAUUGUGCUUUAUGAAAGAGGUUAAAUUACAAAAAUUAUAAAUAAUAUACAAAAGAAAUUGUUGCCGAAAGAUUUUGAAUUUUUUAUAGUCGGAAAUUAUUCUUGACAAAUAUUUAGAUAGAAAUUUUAUUAUGUUUUUAUAAUUUUAUCAACAUGGAAAAUAAAGAACAAUUUGAUGUAUUUUUGGGUGGAACACAAUCAUUACCAUAUGAUGUUUCUAUUAUGAAAUUAGCUGCUGCAAGAGCUGGCGAAAUUGCAGCAAUGACUCAUGCCAUAGAGAAUCCUCAGCAAUCAAAAUUGGUCUUUCAAAAGCUUCCCAUACAUAUGCGUAGACGAGUUAUGUCACAUAAUGUCAAAAGAUUGCCAAGAAGAUUACGGGAAGCACAUUUAAAUCAAAUGAUUAAGUCCGGUUUACCACCAAAAAAUAAAAGGCCUUCACGUAAAUAUCGCAGACGUCCAUCCAAUUUACUUCUAGAAUACAAUCGAAGACAACGAAAGAAAGCUUGGUUAGAAACUCAUAUAUGGCAUGCAAAACGAUUUCAUAUGGUCGAACAAUGGGGAUAUAGAAUCGCUGAUUUUGCGAAUGACAAAUGCUUUAAAGCAAAUUAUCGUGCCAUUAGAAAACAUUGUUUGAUACAAGAUCUUUCUUAUUAUGCUUGUAUUGAAAUAAUUGGACCGGAAAAUAUUUUAAAAGAAACUUUGAGAUCACAUUGCAAUCCAAAUGAAUUAACAUUUGGUGCAAAGGUAUACAUUAAUGGUACAAGAGAAGGUACAUUAAUGUUUUUCAAAAAAAAUAGUUUUCCAUCGUUUCCCAUAGGGAAUGUGCACUUUCUAUGGAAAUCUGAUUGUUGUGAUCAAAGAACCAUUUGGAUUUGGGUUCAUCCAGCAUUUUAUGAUGAUAUUUUAUUUGAUAUUAUGUCCAGUUUUAAAUUUAAUUCCUGUAUUAUUGAAGACGAAGGAUCAACAUCAUUUAAUCAAUUACGAAAUUCUUAUAGCAAUGAAAGUAAUUGUCGAUUGAAUUUAUUGAAAGGUACUUUGAAUAGAUUUAGACUCUGUGGUCCAUUGACGUUAGACGUGUUAACGAAUACAUUUAAAUUACCAAAUAUUAAACAAAAUUUAUCAACAAUAAUUGAAUCAAAAAUGGAUUGUGAUGAUAUUACAGAAGAUAAAAAAGAUUCUCCUGACAUUAAUGAUACAUGGUAUAAAGAUUAUUAUAGCGAUCAAAAGAAUUUCGAAACUUUUAAAAUCCAAGAGAAAUUGUGGCGGACAUUACAAUCAUUAAAUUCUCCUCAUCAAUUACCACGAAAUAUGGUCAUGGGAUUCACUGUUUUAGAUCCACGUUUUUAUUUACCUGAAAAAAGAACAAAACCACAGAAACAAGUUACAGAUUCUGAAACAAUAACUAUGCCAUUGGCAGAUUCAAAUGAUAGUCCAAUAUGGGAUAAAAAUAUGCGUCAGGAAGUUAGUAAAUCAUAUCUAUCCACUAGUAUAAUUAAUAAAUUAAGAAGCAACAAUUUAGUUCCUGGUGUAAGCAAUGAUAAUCAUUUUAAUGAAGAUGUAAUUGCAAAAAUUCCUAUACUCGUUAUUCAAAAACCUGGUAAUUGUAAUACAGGUUUAGCUUCUGGUAUUGAUAUCAUUAUACCAUCAGGAUGGGCAAUGGCAUUCUGGCUUGGUUUCAUAUAUCGUUGUACAAGGGUCGGAGCUCUGAGAGAAACAAAAUCAAUAGUAUUUGAAACUGCUAUUACAAAUUCACCAGACAUUAAUGAACCCGAUACACUUGCUUAUAAAAGAGAAGCUCUUACUACAAAAGAAUAUUGGGAAGAAAAAUAUUUUCGAUAUCCACCUAAUAGACGAGUUAAUUUUAUAAAACUGGGUAUUUCUAGUCCUUUCUUUUGUGAAUGGCAUAUUUUAAUGAAGGAAUGGUCAGGCAUGAAUGAUUUUUAUGUUUUGAGAAAUCGAACUACAUUGAUACAAUUACAAACAAAUCUUUCUUCUUUUGAAUUAAAGAAAAGCAAAAAUAAACGUAAAAUUCCUGCUUCUAAGAUUACUUUAGAUAAUGCAUUAAAUAAUGAAAAUUGUUUAAUACGCGUUAGAAUAUCUAUUUUAAAUAAGGGCAAUCCAAAAAUGUUUGCUAUAAUAUGUGCACCAACAGAUGAAGAUUUAGAAAGAUUGAACCAUGAUAAACGUUGGUCAGGACCAGUAGAAAAAACAAAUAAAGAUCCAAAUGAAAGUCGGCGGAAAAUGUUACGAAAGAAUCAUUUGUUAUUGUUAAAACGAUAUAGAAGACAAAGAAUACGUCAUAAAAAAGCAUUGGAAAAGACAAUAAGUGAUGCAUUUGAAGAAAAUGCAAACAAAGUAAAUUACAACAUUGAAAUAAGAAAUUUAAGGCAGAACUUAUUGAAAAAAAGUCGUAAAGUAGUAUUGGAACAUUCAUACAAAAUGUCAAAACUUUAUUUGCCAGAUUGUAGAGAAGUACGAAAUUCAUGUAAAAGAGAAAUAAUGGGAUAUAUAACACUAGGAAAUUUUUCUUUUAACGAGGCUAAAGGCAUUGGAAUAGGUUAUGUUACGAUACAAUCGGUGAUUGCAAUGAUUGCCAGAGAAAGUAAUAUUGUUCUUAUUAGGAAUAAUCGGUCAAGACAAUAUAGGGCAGCUCGUUUAGAAAUAUUAUUUAAUUAAUUAAUUAUUAAA
Vespa velutina is the source of this 2772-nucleotide messenger RNA. RefSeq names its product ribonucleases P/MRP protein subunit POP1 (gene Pop1). Lineage: Eukaryota; Metazoa; Arthropoda; Insecta; Hymenoptera; Vespidae. The transcript has 3 exons. The record is from RefSeq and is a predicted model, not a curated record. Gene Ontology annotation, cellular component: nucleolar ribonuclease P complex; ribonuclease MRP complex. The coding region runs from base 238 to 2760 and encodes 840 amino acids. Gene Ontology annotation, biological process: tRNA 5'-leader removal.